Ochlerotatus camptorhynchus is the source of this 498-nucleotide messenger RNA. Its product is annotated as cysteine-rich PDZ-binding protein. Gene Ontology annotation, cellular component: dendrite. Bases 75 to 377 code for a protein of 100 amino acids. Gene Ontology annotation, molecular function: microtubule binding; PDZ domain binding. Gene Ontology annotation, biological process: cytoplasmic microtubule organization. The transcript has 2 exons. Lineage: Eukaryota; Metazoa; Arthropoda; Insecta; Diptera; Culicidae. The record is from RefSeq and is a predicted model, not a curated record.
CGUACACAAGUGGUCAACGAUUUCCUACAAAUCAACAUCAAUUUCAGUGUACUGAAGCCUUUUAGGAACGCAAAAUGGUUUGCGAAAAAUGUGAAAAGAAACUAGGAAAGGUUAUCACUCCGGACCCAUGGAAAGCGGGCGCGAGAAACACCACCGAAGGCGGCGGUCGCAAGAUCAACGAGAACAAAGCACUGACCGGAGCAAAAAUGCGCUUCAAUCCUAUGGCCGGAAACUUUGCUCCUUGCCGAAUUUGCAAACAGAAAAUUCACCAAGCUGGUUCACACUACUGCCAACAGUGUUCCUACAAGAAAGGAAUCUGCGCCAUGUGUGGUAAGAAACUUCUUGACGUUAAAAACUAUCGUCAGUCAUCCGCUUGAUUGAGGAAGGAUUUCAGGAUAGUUUUUGGAUGUAAAUAUACAUUAAGAUUUUAAUUUAAGUAAUUCUAUAUAUCCGUCUAUGAUAAGUAACUAGCAAAACUUUUGAUCCAAUGGCAUACUU